UGGAGGACCUGCUGUCACCUCUGCUUCAGGGUUUGAAGGACAGGACCUCGUGAACAUGGCUAGUACAGGUAAUGAGAAUCCCUCGAGAGUCAUGGUGGACAGCUGGAAAAACAGAAUGAUCCAGACCAUCCUCUAUGUACUGGUCUCCAUUGCUCUGUUUGGCAUAGUUGUGGAGACUUGCUUCAUCUACCACCUCUACACGACCAAGCACAGCUCAGAGCUUCUUUACGAUAAGGAUUUUCUACGAACCGAUCCAACAGAAGAUACCUCUUCUUUUUGUAUCAUGGAAGCCUCUACAGUCCCUUCAAAGAAGACAAGAGCACCUCCAUUUAAGGCUUUCAAGCCUUUAGCACACCUGAGAGCUUAUGUUGAACGUCCCGGUGCAGAUGGAGUCAUGCGGUGGAACGAUAAAGUGGACCUUGAACUUCAUGAGCUGGAGUACAAAGAAAAUAAGCUGGUGGUUGAGAAAGAGGGCUAUUACUACAUCUACUCCAAACUCUGCUUUGAUGCAGAUGAAGUUUCCUUUCAUCACUUGAUGGUGAUGACCAGGCCGAGCUACAAGACCCCAUCUCCUCUUGAGCUUCUACGUAACCGCUACCAUGGAGACCACUCCAAACCACUCAAAAAAGUAGGCUCCGUUCAAAACAGCUACCUUGGUGGUAUGUUCCACCUUCUCAAAGGUGAUGCUGUUUUUGUUGUGGUGAAAAGUGGCACAGUUCGCCUGCAAACUGCUGCAGAUAACUAUUUUGGCAUGUUCAUGGUGUAGCCAGGAUUCCCUUUACUUAUUAAACUCAAAUACUGCAGGACAUGAUGAACUUAUUCGUUGUUAGACGUAUUAAAAACACAUUAAGUGAUGUGAUGAUAUUUAGCUUGCCACUUGUAUAUAACUGGCUUGGAAGGCCACAUGAUUGCAUGAUCAUCUGAACAUGAUUUAGCAAAAAAAAAUUUA
Molecule: messenger RNA, 949 nt
Organism: Colossoma macropomum (tambaqui)
Lineage: Eukaryota; Metazoa; Chordata; Actinopteri; Characiformes; Serrasalmidae
Product: tumor necrosis factor ligand superfamily member 14-like
Exons: 4
Coding region: 56-766 (236 amino acids)
Biological process (GO): immune response
Cellular component (GO): membrane
Molecular function (GO): tumor necrosis factor receptor binding
Source: RefSeq, a predicted model, not a curated record